AUGGCAGCCGUGCAUCGAAUGCGUGCCUUCCUGGCACUGUCCGCCGUAGCGGCCAUGGGCGCCGUUCAGGCCGCCGAUGUCGCAGCGACCGAUCCCGUUGUUAUCGGUAAAUGGCAAACUUGGACUCCCAACGCUGGCGUUGUGCCGAUCCAUCUGCUUUACACUCCCGGAGACAAGGUUAGGAUCGAGCUCUUCCUUACGUGGAGCCGGGGCGAGUCAAGAUUUUACAUGGGAGAGCGUCUCCACAUCUACGACUCCGACCCAACAAUUUGGACCGCUGCGGAGCUUGCCACAAUCGGUGCGAGCCAGUGGUAUCACGGCAACCCCAAUCUCAAGGGCCUCCCGUUCUUCACGGAUGCCGCCGAAUGGGACGGUGUUGCGCAGAAGACGACGUUCAUCAACAGGAACUUCGUGAAGGACUACACGGGCCAGUUGCAUGGAUAUGCAUUCUGCUCCGGCCAUGCCCAGCUGGCCAACGGAUCUUAUCUGGUCGCUGGUGGAGAUCAGUUCUGGAACAAGAAUUGGGAUGGCUCGGCCGGGAACUAUACUUCUAACGGGCGUUCUGAUAUCAGGGUUUACAACCCGUCGACAGCCACCACAGAAGCGGAGCUUACCGUUGUUGCUUCCAUGUAUCGCCCGCCUGACAUGCAACCCGAUCAGGCUGGAGGGAACACAUACACGUAUUGGGGACGAUGGUACCCAUCCCUGCUCGCUCUUCCCACGGAGGAGAUCAUGAUCAUUGGUGGCCAGCACUACUUCUUCAAUGCCUCGGACCCGAAUGCGAAUGCUCCAUCUUCCGGCAAAGUCUGGAUGUUCGCGCACAGCGAGUCCGCGAUCGUCGAUCCAGCGACCGGCACAGAGACCCCGCACUUGGUCAUGGACCUUACAAAGGAGAAUGGACUGCAGCCCCUGUCCUUCCCGUUCGCCGGCACUAACUUUGUGCCGAUGUUGUCCUUCCGCGACAACUAUCGUAUGGAGACCUGGCUUUGCGGCGGUGUAAACGGAACAGCGCCGGACGGAACGCCCGUACCUCGCGAGUACGGCGGGAAAGAUGAAUGGUCAAACUGCCCCAACUGCGCCCCCACCAGCGUCUGCCACUGGUUCACGCUCGAGGACCAGGGCGCUACGCCCGCGGCUGUCAACCUCCCCGACGGCACGAUUCUCAUCGUGUCUGGCUCCGGACAGGGACACCAGGGGGGCGUGUUUGGACAGCCAAAGGCCAGUAAGGGCGUGAAGGAGCCUGUCAUUUUUAAUCCUUCCUACGCUAGAGGAAAUCCGAAGCGUUGGACCGUAGGUGCAGCUGCACCCACGGGUCGCCAUUACCACAACACGGCUCUGUUGCGUGAAGACGGAACUGUGGUCACUGGUGGUGGUGAUGCGCAGAACGGUGACGACUUUGCCAACGGACGACCCGACGACAUGUCGCUGGAUCUGUACUGGCCUCCAUAUAAGUUCAUCGCGAACCCUCCCAAGCUCGUUCUGCCUUUCCUCACCGCCAAGGCGACCUACGGGCAGCAGAUCGUCGUGCGCUUCACAGACGCAAUCGCCAAUACCAUCGUCUCCGUGAGCAUCAUUCGCUACGCAUCCAUGACCCACACCGUCAACCUCGACCAGCGCCACAUCGAGCUGGAGAUCUUGAAGUACGGCAAGGACAAGCUCCUCGUCCAGCUCCCCGCCUCGGCCAACAUCGCGCCACCCGGAAACUGGAUGGUGUGGGCUUCCGAUAACCGUGGCGCCGUCGUUGAGCAUUCUGGCCUCAUCAACAUCCGUGCCAGCAAUCCCAACACGCCACCUGUGUGGGAGGAUGCUGACACGAUCCCAACUCCCGCUGGAGUCCCGGUGCAGAACCGUGACUCUCGCCGCCCCAACGUUGGGAGCGGUGCGUUCAGGGCUUCCAUCCCGGAGGCUGCCGCUGCUACUGGGUUGGCGGCUUUUGUUGGUUUGCUGUUCUUGUAG
This is a messenger RNA of Fimicolochytrium jonesii, 1956 nucleotides long. RefSeq lists its product as uncharacterized. The coding region runs from base 1 to 1956 and encodes 651 amino acids. The transcript has 8 exons. NCBI's taxonomy places the organism in Eukaryota, Fungi, Chytridiomycota, Chytridiomycetes, Spizellomycetales, Powellomycetaceae. The record is from RefSeq and is a predicted model, not a curated record.